GUUCCAGACACACAACUUCACAAAAAACGCAAACUGUCAACAACCUCAACGUGGCAGAGACGUUUCGAAAAAUUUGAACAUUCACGUCAAUUUUUUUAAUGACUGACGUAAUCUAAAAUGUGAACGUGCUGACAGAUUACAUUUAUAGUACAGAAAGUGAUUUAUAGUGCGUGCACAUUUAUGCUAAUUGAUUUAUCAACUUUUUUGCAGUUCACUGAAAUUUCAUAGAAAGUAAAAAGAAAGUGAAUUAUCGAAGAAAAAGUUAAUUUUUUUCUUUGUAAGAUUUUUGCACAAUGUCGUAUUUAUACCAGAGUGUUAAAGGAUACAUAUUCAAGACACCUCCUCCAGAACCAGACAAAGAAGAAGAGAAAAAAGAAAAGGAUGAGAAUGAGACAGAUGAAGAUCUAGAAGUAACAGAAGAAAACACAUUAGGCCAGUCCGACAAGAAAACAGACGAGGUUAAAGAAGAAAUCCCACAGGCAAACAUUGUAUGGAGAAUGUCAUCGGGAGUUUACAAUACAGCUACUGGUGCGGUGGGAAUGGGUGUAGGUGGAGUCAAGUGGGUAGCUGGUAAAAGUUAUGACGUUGGAUCUACAGUUGUUAGCAAUGUUAAAGUACCAAAAUUAUCAAGUUUCAGAAGAAAAGACAAAAAAGAAUAGAAUUGGUUAUUUAAUAGUUUUAUAUAUACACUAUUUUCCUGCCAUAUUUACAAUCAGUAUUAUAAUUAUCAAUGAGGUGUAAUAUCAUUAGAAAAAGCAAUGCAAUUUUUGUUAUUAAGUAGUGUUCUUGCCAUAACUUUAUUUUUAUUCAGUAUUUUAAUUGUUUUGAAAUCCAUUUUGAAAGAAAGUAAAGUGUCCUCAAAUUAUGACUUCUCAGAUAUAUUUUACGUAUGCAAGUCCAAGGUCCAAUACCUUUUAAUUUAUUUUUAUAAAGCUUUAAGGAAUUUUCAUUGGUAAACUUAAAGUCUGAAAGACCUUUUUAAUAAUUUAAGUAAAAUAAUACAUGUUUUGUUCGAUUUACAUGUGUAUUAUUUGUAAUUGAUUCUAUGCUGUGACUCAUAUUAUGGAUUUUUUUCAUUUCCAUAUGUCAACAUUGGGAGUGGGCAUAGAAUGAGAAAAGUCUCUAGAUGGUCCCCAAUCGUCACUCUUCCCCCUUGUGGAGUAGACGUACCAUUUUUGUUUCUUAAGUCAUUAAAAUUGAACAUACAAUACCUUUUUAAAAAUGAGUAAAGCAUUUGUAUUUCAAUUCAAUGCAAAAUUUGAGGUUCAUUUUGAGUACCUAUUGAUUGUGAGUAGGUGGAAAUGUAAAAAUCCUCAUGAUCUGAAGCAUAGAACAUCUGCCACUCAUCAUCAAUUACAAAUAAUACACACAUAAAUCUAACAAAAAGUGUAUGAGGGUCUAGAUGGGGUUUACAGAAUAGAGAAUAAUUGGUCCAAAAAAAUAGAGAAAAUUGGCCAAAGAAUAUAGAAUAGAGAACAGUAAGGUGCUAAAAUAUAAAGAAUAGAGAAUAAUGGGCUCGAAUGAAUAAAGAAUAUAGAAAAAUAGCCUAAAAAAUUUAUAAUAUACAGAUAUGAGGACCCCUUGUGUAUGUUGUCAUUAGAAACUGAGCUGAAUGAGUUACAUCUUCCCUUAUAAUCCAUACAUUUGUUUAUCACUUGAUCUAAUCUCAUUUUACACACACCUGGCCUUUCUCAAAGAUGCUGUACCAAGUACUUUUACUCUUUUACAUAACUAAAAAGUAUCAUCUGCAUUGCUGAAUUUUUUAUGUAAUUAAGGUAUUCAUAAAAAGUGUAGGAAUAAAAACUUGUCUAAAAGUGUGAAAUAAAAAGGAAUUGGUAAAGAAUUUUUAGUGGAGGUCUGUUUAAAUUAAAUUACUUUACUCUACCCCUUCCCCUGAAAAAUAGAACAAAUGAAUAACGACUGUCAUAUUGCUGCCUUGUUAAAAACUUUUUAAAAAAUAGGUGUUUGGGAUAGACCUGUUUUACCAUCUUGUCCAAAUGUCUCACUUGUGGUAUGAUAAGUCAUUCAUGGUUCCUUACAUUUCAAACUCUUCAAGACAAUACAAAAAUUACAAUGCAUACAGUACACAGACUUUCGAAUGUUGUAAUAUAGUAACAAAAAGUUAUAUGAAUCUAGAAAAUACUUGUAAUUUGUUAGCAUGUAAAUUCAACAUUAUUGUUUAUGGUCAAUAUUUACAUAUUAAACUGAUGAAGUACAUGUAGUAAUUACAAUUAAUGGUGAAAAAAGUCAUUCAACUUUUAUUGUCAAGAUCGAUUGAUUUAUUCUGUGUUCCAUGAACUCAACUUUAUUAACCAAAGAAAAUUUGUUUAAUGGACAAUAAAAGACAAUCAGAGUCAAAUAUAUGCUUUGGAUUCUACAACUUUUGCUUAAAAUAUAAAAACUACAACAAAAAAAGAAUUGAUUUAAAUAUAUUUUUAGGAAGUUAAUAUAAUAAUAAACAGUUGACAUUCAACAUAACGUAUACCAUUUUCCAGUUCAGAGAAAUUGUUGGCUCACAAAACCAUUCUCUUAAUUUAGUAUUUAAAAAACAAUAAAGAUUUUUAAAUAACAAUUUAAAUCAGGUUCUUAUUCAUUUUCAUUCAACUUGUAAUACAGAUCCUGUGUCUGUGCUUCCCUUACAAGGAUAUAACAGUACUUC
Molecule: messenger RNA, 2659 nt
Organism: Mytilus californianus (California mussel)
Lineage: Eukaryota; Metazoa; Mollusca; Bivalvia; Mytilida; Mytilidae
Exons: 3
Coding region: 294-659 (121 amino acids)
Source: RefSeq, a predicted model, not a curated record